This is a messenger RNA of Rhizopus microsporus ATCC 52813, 2769 nucleotides long. RefSeq names its product PigN-domain-containing protein. Gene Ontology annotation, molecular function: mannose-ethanolamine phosphotransferase activity. Lineage: Eukaryota; Fungi; Mucoromycota; Mucoromycetes; Mucorales; Rhizopodaceae. The transcript has 10 exons. Gene Ontology annotation, cellular component: endoplasmic reticulum membrane. Gene Ontology annotation, biological process: GPI anchor biosynthetic process. Bases 1 to 2769 code for a protein of 922 amino acids. The record is from RefSeq and is a predicted model, not a curated record.
AUGUUAUCCCGUGAGACAUUAUUGAUAAUUGGCGUUAUAUUUCACGUCAUUUACUUGUUUAGUAUAUUUGACAUAUACUUUACUUCUCCACUUGUCCAUGGCAUGACACCACAUAAAAGUCCCAUUCAUCCUCCAGCUGACAGACUGGUACUUAUUGUAGGGGAUGGAUUACGUGCAGAUAAGUUAUUUGAACUAGACGAACAAGGACAAACGAGAGCACCUUUCUUGAGAGACAUUCUACAGAAUAACGGUACUUGGGGUAUCUCUCAUACUCGUGUGCCAACUGAAUCAAGACCUGGUCAUGUCGCUAUUAUUGCUGGCUUUUAUGAGGAUGUUAGUGCUGUCACUACUGGUUGGACAUUGAAUCCUGUCAACUUUGAUUCUGUUUUUAACCAGUCUCAACAUACUUGGUCAUUUGGAUCUCCAGACAUCUUGCCCAUGUUUCAACAUGGAGCAAGUGAUAAAGAAAAGAUAGAAACCUACAUGUACCCACCAGAAUAUGAGGAUUUUGCAGGAGAGGCCUCACGAUUAGACAUUUGGGUAUUUGAUCAUGUAAAAGAACUAUUUAAGAACGCGUCAACAAAUCCUGAACUCGAUAACAUGCUACGACAAAAAAAGGUUGUAUUUUUCCUUCACCUUCUUGGAUUGGAUACCAAUGGACAUGGAUUUAGGCCUUCGUCAAAAGAAUAUUUGGAAAAUAUAAAGCUUGUGGAUAACGGCAUAAAAGAGAUGGUCAACCUGAUUGAAGACUUUUAUCAUGAUGGAAAAACUAGUUAUAUCUUUACUGCGGAUCACGGAAUGAACAACAGAGGUGCUCACGGUGAUGGACAUCCGGAUAAUACACGCACUCCCAUUGUAGCUUGGGGAGCUGGUAUUCGUCAACCGAUUCAUUCUGGCUUGGGUCAUGAUGAGUAUUCGUCCAAUUGGGGACUGUCAACCUUACAACGCGAUGAUAUACUGCAAGCGGAUAUUGCACCUUUAAUGGCUCAUCUCAUUGGCAUCGAUAUCCCAGUGAAUUCUGUAGGUGAAUUACCAUUGAGUUAUUUGAAUGCAAAUGGUUCGACAAAGGCAGAGGCUGCAUUCACCAACGCGCGUCAAAUAUUAGAACAACUCCGAGUUAAGCACAGCGAAAAGGAACAACAUGAACUUUUUUUUAGGCCUUAUCCUGGCUUGGUCGGACAGCAUGAUCCUACAUUAUUAACAUCAGAAAUCAAAAUGCUGAUAGCUGAUAAAGAUUAUGAACUUGCUGAAAAGAAAUCAAAAGAGCUGAUUGAGCUCAGUCUUCGUGGCCUUCGGUACUAUCAAACGUAUGACUGGCUCUUCCUUAGAACCAUUAUCACAAUCGGAUAUGUUGGUUGGUGUAUCUUUUGUCUAGAGUUUGUAAUUAGACACUUUGUUCUGUUUUCUAAUGAAGAAAUGUCAAGCCAUUUAAAAUACCGUAUUCUUAUCGAUUUUAUGUCUAUCAUUACGAUGGCUGCUGUAUUCGCUAUGAUUUACCUACAAAAGAUGCCAAAAAUGUAUUAUCUAUAUGUACUCUUUCCUAUUUUCUUUUGGAACCAAAUCCUAAGAAACUAUCGCUCGCUUAUUGGGGCAUUACGUCUUUGUUUACGCUCUGGAGUUACAAAGUCAUUGAUGAUGGUUAUUGGAUCCUUAUUGUUCUUGGAAGCACUCGUUGGAAGCUAUUUUCAUCGAGAAGUACUCUCGGCUAUCUUUAUCGGUCUUUCUGCUUGGCCAUGUGUAAUGCCUUCUUAUGUGCGUCAAGAAAAAGGGAAAUUGACAACUGCUUGGUCCUUAUUCUGUAUCCUUACCAGUGUUUUUACUUUACUUCCUGUUGAAAAAGGAGAAAACAUCGAACAAGUCAUUGCUGGGGGUGCUGUUGCCAUUAUAACGGGCACUUGGCUGCUAUGGAAACUCAACAAGUUGAAUAGAAUUACUAAGAAACAGAAGAUCAUUAUUUAUAUUCAACUGUGUAUGAUCGCUGGGAGCAUGGUUAUAGUGUACUCUACAUCAAUCAGUCUGAAGAAUCGUGAGGGUCUUCCGGAAUUAAACCAGAUAGCAAGCUGGUUUAUCAUUGCGAUCUCAAGUGUAUUCCCGUUUGUGUAUAGAGGAAGUUCCCAUGAUGACUAUUUGGCAAGACUACUUGUCAUCUGUUUAGCCUUUACACCCUUGAUGACACUUCUCAGUAUUUCGUAUGAACUCCUAUUUUACGUCUUCUUCUGUUCUACUGUUCUGCUUUGGAUGGAAAUCGAAAGGAGUCUUUACAAGCACAGUCGAUACUCAGUUGUUCGUGCGCUUAAGCCAAGUGAUGGAAGAGCCGCUGUCUUGUUUUUGUUCUUUGUGAACGUCGCAUUCUUUGGCACAGGCAAUGUUGCAUCUCUGAGUAGCUUCUCUUUGGAAAGCGUAUAUCGAUUUACAACUGUCUUCAACCCUUUCCUUAUGGGUGCCUUGCUUAUCCUUAAAAUACUCAUCCCAUUCUUUGUCAUCUCUUCUGUCCUUGGGAUCAUCAGUUCAAGUCUCGAUCUUCAACCUUUUACCUUAUUCUUGAUCGUCAUGAGUAUAACAGAUAUACAGACCAUCAAUUUCUUCUACUUUGUCACAGAUUAUGGAAGUUGGUUAGAAAUUGGCACAUCCAUCAGCCAUUUCUGUAUAUCUGAACUCUUUAUCAUCUUUACUAUCAUCCUUUUCUUGUUGUCUAGAACCUUGGUUGGUCAUCUUGCUUUACCCAAACUGAAAAGAAUUGUAGAUAGAAUGAAACCCAAGAGCAAAUAA